This is a messenger RNA of Corylus avellana, 1316 nucleotides long. Its product is annotated as B3 domain-containing transcription factor VRN1. NCBI's taxonomy places the organism in Eukaryota, Viridiplantae, Streptophyta, Magnoliopsida, Fagales, Betulaceae. The record is from RefSeq and is a predicted model, not a curated record. Gene Ontology annotation, molecular function: DNA binding.
CACUGAAUGUGUCUCGGUUGUUAACAAACACAGAUCCACGGAAUCAAGAUUUUUCUCUUUCGUGGCGUGCCAUAUCAGCCACUCCACUGAGAAUCGGAGCUGAUUUCUGAGGGGAGCAGAGUAGCUUCGAGGCAUUUCUACCGUUGGAUGACAAUACUUUUUUAACUAUGGCACCGAAGAAGUCAAGGACUCGCCGGACUAGAGUGUUUCCCAACCGGAGGAAUGGCCACCGGCCGCCAAGUUGUAUGGCGGGUAGGAGACACUCGCACUUCUUCAAGAUCAUACUCCCUUCUUCCAUUGACGGCAAGAAACUGAGGAUCCCUGUAAAGUUUGUAAUGGAAUUUGGGGAUGAACUGUCUGAUGUUGCCACACUCACUGUUCCUAAUGGUCAUCUUUGGCAAGUGGGAUUGGAGAAAGGCAACAAGGAGAUUUGGUUUGAUGAUGGCUGGCAGGAUUUUAUGGAACACCAUUCUAUUAAUUAUGGCUACUUUUUAGUCUUCAGAUAUGAAGGGAAUUCAAAGUUCCAUGUUCUUGUGUUUGAUAAUACUGCAACUGAGAUUCAGUAUCCACGGAGCAAGAAUUGCAAAUUGGAAGAUGAGGUGGACAAGUUGAAGGAAAAUGAAAUGUCUAACUCAGAUAAGCUGUUCCCAAAACAUGAAGUAGAUGGGGGAACAUAUGUUAGGGAAAGAUUUUCUGGUACAUCUUCAAAAGGAAGACUCAUGAUGUCCAGAGGAAGAGGCAGAGCAAUCAAAGCAGCCAGACUGUUGAAGCCUAAAAGUCCUUGGUUCAUGGCCAUCUUGCGCCCAUAUCAUAUACGUGGUACUCUGUAUGUUCCUGUCGGAUUUGCUAGCAAGUAUCUUAGUGGUCAUCCGUUUGUCAAACUUGAGACUUGUGAUGGAAAACAAUGGCGUGGCCGAUGCUGUGAGCAUCGUGGUGGUAGCUCAAAGUCAGGAAAAACUGUAGGGUGGGGUCAGUUUUGCAGAGACAAUAAGUUAGAAGAAGGAGAUGUGUGUGUGUUUGAGCUGAUCAAGAGGAAGCCUGUUGUGCUUAAGGUCUCAAUAUUUCACUCGGUUGACUAUGCAGUUAACUAACUUGCACACAUAACUUGUCUCUGCUAUAUUUUGGUUUUUUGUCCACUGCUAUGGCUUGUACUGAUGGGUUCCUGAUGCAAGAACUUUUGUCUAAGUUUCCUGUGCAUAUAUAGAACUCGAACCCUUUAGCUAUCUGAUAAAUCAUUUUCAUGGUGGAUUAUGAAGAUCGAAAUUAGUGUGAAAUAUUGAAAUUCUGUUGCACAUUAUGUUGUAUACGUCAUAAAG